Messenger RNA from Linum tenue, 1672 nucleotides. The record is from the annotation of a GenBank genome assembly. NCBI's taxonomy places the organism in Eukaryota, Viridiplantae, Streptophyta, Magnoliopsida, Malpighiales, Linaceae.
CAACCAUAUCAUAUGAUUUUGAGUUCACAGUUUCCACUUCUCCAACUCUAAUGACCUUUUUCUUAGCUACCCAAACAGCAUGAAGCCCCUACAACAUGGCAUGUUGAGUUCAAAACAGCCCGAAGUUACUUUACAAAUUUUAGAUGAGUAUUCAAAGUUGGGAUCUGGUUAGGAUACUGCAAAUCGGGGAAGAAGAAAUUACAGUACCAGCAGCGAGUGAGCUCUGUUAAGGCAUCCAGAAAGAAAAGAAACAAUGUGGCAUCAUAAAUGCGGGUGCAACGCCACCCCAACUAACCCACAUACUCUCCACCAAAUUACGCAAUGGGGUAUUUACUCUUAUCGUACUUCUGUUCCACCACUUUACCAUCUACCAUCACCUUCUAUAAAACCAAACACUUCACUCAAGCCCACUGCACCACUGCUCCUCCCUCUCUACAGACUUUCCAGCUUGCUUUCCUCCCAAGCCUAGCAACGAACAAUGAGAGAGAUGCAAGGGAAGCUCAUCAAGCAGCAGGCUCGUAGCGAAGCAGGAGUGAUGUGGGUUCUGGUAGCUGCUGCUUUGCUCUCCCACAACUUGGCCGUCCCAGUGAUGGCAUCCUCCCAGCUGAUUGGAGAGCAGAAGAACUACUACCCCCCAGAUCCACAUUCCAGGACUCCCCCUUCAGGUUCUCACACUCCAACUCCAUCGCAUGGUACUUCUUCACCUCCACACCACUCUACACCGUCUCAUGGAGGAGGUUACCAUCCCACUCCCUCAAAUCCUCCAACUGGGAACUGUGGAACCCCACCUUCUGUUCCAACUCCCACCACUCCAACUGAUCCGACUACUCCAUCAACUCCCCCUUCCGGAGGCGGCGGCGGAUACGUCCCUUCACCUUCCCCACCAACCGGCGGAGGCGGCGGAUAUGUCCCUUCACCUUCCCCACCAACUAGCGGAGGCGGCGGUGGUAUUCUGACUCCCCCGACUCCUAUCAUCGGCGGCAGCCCCCCGACCAUUCCUAUCAUCGGCACCCCUUCUACGCCUCCAUUUGUCAUUGAUCCAAACUCUCCCUUCUCAUGCAACUACUGGAGGAACCACCCAGCAAUCAUCUUUGGGCUGCUAGGGUGGUGGGGCACACUGGGCAACGCCUUUGGAGCUCCCAGCCUGCCGGGCCUUGGACCCUCCACCAGCCUUCCCCAGGCUCUCUCCAACCCUCGAAGGGAUGGCUAUGGAACUCUCUACCGAGAAGGGACUGCUGCACUGCUCAACUCCAUGGUCACCAACAGGUUUGCUUUCACCACCAACCAGGUGAGGGAGAGCUUCGUUUCGGCGCUGGGAUCCAACAAGGCUGCUGCUGCUCAGGGACGUGUCUUCCAGAUGGCCAAUGAAGGACGUCUCAAGCCCAGAAACUAGCUUUGGUAGUAGAGGUUGAGAGUCAGUUGUCGUCGGAUGUAAGGUGUUUGUUCUGUUCACCACCACCAUUAUCAUAGUCUGCAAGUGGUCUUCUGUCAGUUAUCAAUUACUUAGAAUUUCUACAUUUUAUAUGCUGAUGUUGCUCUGUUUUAUGUGUUUGUUACUUUAGUAAUGUCUUUUAUGUUUAUCCCAUUGAAGAGGACAGCUCUAGAGUGUUAUGGAUUUGGAUGUUAAAGUUUUAAUGCUUCACAAGCCAUUGCAGUGAGUUUUCAUUAUCGG